This is a messenger RNA of Fukomys damarensis (Damara mole-rat), 2697 nucleotides long. RefSeq names its product acid sensing ion channel subunit 2 (gene Asic2). Gene Ontology annotation, cellular component: membrane. The coding region runs from base 410 to 1948 and encodes 512 amino acids. Gene Ontology annotation, molecular function: ligand-gated sodium channel activity. The record is from RefSeq and is a predicted model, not a curated record. Lineage: Eukaryota; Metazoa; Chordata; Mammalia; Rodentia; Bathyergidae. Gene Ontology annotation, biological process: sodium ion transmembrane transport. The transcript is spliced from 10 exons.
GCUGGUUAACAGGCUCCGAGCUGCUCAGCGACUUGUUUUAAGCAUUUCUCCCUCGCUCUCGCUUUUAAUCUUGUCUCUAGUGGCGUGUGUAGGGGGGAGGACUUUAUUUCCAUUGGCUAAGCGCUCCCUUCCCACCCACAUCCCUUCCACAUCACCUUGGUGUCUCCCUAAAUAAAACCAGCCCUCCUUAUCGCCUGGAAAAAAUCAGGAGCUAGAGUUUGAAUGGGUUUUAUAUAAACACUCACCCCUGCCAGUGUGCGGCUGGGCUCUCAGGAUAAACUCGUCUGGCCUGAUGCUUGCCUGGCGUUCUCUGCCUUGAACAGCAAGGUAUAAUCAGAGUCCGGGACUGGGAACUCUUCCCUGAAAUUUGAUCAACCUGAAGCCAGUUGCGGAACUGCACAGGGUCCCGAUGGACCUCAAGGAGAGUCCCAGCGAGGGCAGCCUGCAACCAUCUAGCAUUCAGAUCUUCGCCAACUCCUCCACUCUCCAUGGCAUCCGCCACAUCUUCGUGUAUGGGCCGCUGACCAUCCGGCGUGUGCUCUGGGCUGUGGCCUUCGUGGGCUCUCUGGGCCUGCUGCUGGUGGAGAGCUCCGAGAGAGUGUCCUACUACUUUUCCUAUCAGCACGUUACCAAGGUGGACGAGGUGGUGGCCCAGAGCCUGGUCUUCCCAGCUGUGACCCUUUGCAACCUCAACGGCUUCCGGUUCUCCAGGCUCACCACCAAUGACCUGUACCACGCUGGGGAGCUCCUGGCCCUGCUGGACGUCAACCUGCAGAUCCCCGACCCGCACCUAGCUGACCCUACAGUGCUGGAAGCCCUGCGGCAGAAGGCCAACUUCAAACACUACAAACCCAAGCAGUUCAGCAUGCUGGAGUUCCUGCAUCGCGUGGGCCAUGACCUGAAGGAUAUGAUGCUGUACUGUAAGUUCAAGGGGCAGGAGUGUGGCCACCAAGACUUCACCACAGUGUUUACAAAAUAUGGGAAGUGUUACAUGUUUAACUCAGGCGAGGAUGGCAAGCCUCUGCUCACCACGGUCAAGGGGGGGACAGGCAACGGGCUGGAGAUCAUGCUGGACAUUCAGCAAGAUGAGUACCUGCCCAUCUGGGGAGAGACAGAGGAAACGACGUUUGAAGCAGGAGUGAAAGUUCAGAUCCACAGUCAGUCUGAGCCACCUUUCAUCCAGGAGCUGGGCUUUGGGGUGGCUCCAGGGUUCCAGACCUUUGUGGCCACACAGGAGCAGAGGCUCACGUACCUGCCCCCACCCUGGGGCGAGUGCCGAUCCUCAGAGAUGGGGCUGGACUUCUUUCCUGUUUACAGUAUCACCGCCUGUCGCAUCGACUGUGAGACCCGCUACAUCGUGGAGAACUGCAACUGCCGGAUGGUCCACAUGCCAGGGGAUGCCCCUUUCUGCACGCCGGAGCAGCACAAGGAGUGCGCAGAGCCUGCUCUAGGUCUGCUGGCGGAAAAGGACAGCAAUUACUGUCUCUGCAGGACCCCCUGCAAUCUGACCCGCUACAACAAAGAGCUCUCCAUGGUGAAGAUCCCCAGCAAAACGUCAGCCAAGUACCUGGAGAAGAAAUUUAACAAAUCAGAAAAAUAUAUCUCAGAGAACAUUCUUGUUCUGGAUAUAUUUUUUGAAGCUCUCAACUACGAGACAAUUGAGCAGAAGAAGGCGUAUGAAGUUGCUGCCUUACUUGGUGACAUCGGUGGUCAGAUGGGGUUAUUUAUUGGUGCUAGUAUCCUUACAAUACUAGAGCUCUUUGAUUAUAUUUAUGAGCUGAUCAAAGAGAAGCUAUUAGACCUGCUUGGCAAAGAGGAGGAUGAAGGGAGCCAUGAUGAGAACGUGAGUACUUGUGACACGAUGCCAAACCACUCUGAAACCAUCAGCCACACUGUGAAUGUGCCCCUGCAGACGGCCUUGGGCACCUUGGAGGAGAUUGCCUGCUGACACCCCUCGGGCCACCCAGCACCCUCCAACAGACCUUAAGGCCCAAGAUCCAGGACAGGGGACAGCAAGCUCAGGUGGGAUGGCCCCUGAUGAUGGAAAGAAGCAAGAGCCCCCUAUGCACACAUUGCAGACUUCUACCAAACCUCGCUCCGGCCACGUCUCACGUGAAGCGUCCCUGGGCCCCACCGUGCGUCCCUCGUAGGAGAGAUGAGUCACACUCUGGAACUGUCCCAGAACCAACCUGCCAUCACAUCUCACUGCCAGAUGUAUAAAGCACCUGCAUGCUCAGACUUCUUACAGCACCACUCUCCGUCUGUCUUGUACAUGACAUUCCUCCGUGUGGUUUCCAGCGCCCACUUGGGCCUGUGCAGUGGGACCAGAUUCCCAGCUGGUCCGUGAGGGCAGGCUGGAGUCAGCGCUGCGCAGUCAAGAGGGAAAUCGCAGAACUCUACUACUGUGGAUCCUUGUGUCGUUUGUGAAGGUUCUUCACCUGCCCGCAAACCCCUUUCCCACUGAAACGGCCCAUGGGGAUCUGGCACUGAAGGUGAACAACACCAAACUCCCCACGACCGACCCCACAGCCUGUGGAGGUGACACAGUGGCCUGGGUGACCCCGGUCUCCAUCCAUGGAGCUACGUCAUUCUUCUCUCCCUGUGACACAGCUUGUACAGUCUGAUUCUUUUUAAUUUGGGGGACUUUGGUUUGUCUGUCGGAGAUUUGUUUUGUUCUGCUCUGUUUUAUGGUUUUUG